UACAUCUUGGUAUCGACCGGCCAGGCCAAUCCUCCAUCAUCAUCAUCAUCAUCAUCAUCAUCUCAUCCCAAUACAUACCAGCAUGGCCUCCUCCUACAAGCAGAAGCAGCGUGCCGUCGCGGCCGCGCUGCUCUUCCUGCUGGUGGCUCACGCCAGCUGCUCCACCAAGCAGCACAAGAGCAGCAAGCAGCAUAAGGCCCACGCCGCCCCUAUUCCAACGACGCCGCCGGCGACGGCUCCAACAACGACCCCUCCUCCACCAUCGAGUUACUCCAGUCCUCCCAGCGGCGGCGGCGGCUACCCGCCGGCCAACAACGGCAGCGGCGCCGACUCAGGUAGUGCUGGGGGGUGGCUGAACGCCCGCGCGACGUGGUACGGCGCCCCCAACGGCGCCGGCCCCGACGACAACGGCGGCGCCUGCGGGUUCAAGGGCGUCAACAUGCCGCCCUUCUCGGCCAUGACAUCCUGCGGGAACGAGCCACUCUUCAAGGACGGCAAAGGAUGCGGAUCAUGCUACCAGAUCCGGUGCUUGGCCCACCCUGCUUGCUCCGGCAUCCCCGAGACGGUGAUCAUCACAGACAUGAACUACUACCCGGUGGCCCCCUACCACUUCGACCUCAGCGGCACGGCCUUCGGCGCCAUGGCCAAGGACGACCGCAACGACGAGCUCAGGCACGCGGGAAUCAUAGACAUUCAGUUCAAAAGGGUUGCUUGCCAGUACCCUGGUCUGACGGUUACGUUCCACAUCGAGCGCGGUUCCAACCCCAACUACCUGGCGGUGCUGGUGGAGUACUCCAACGGCGACGGCGACGUGGUGCAGGUGGACCUGAUGGAGUCGCGGGCCGAGGACGGGGAGCCCACGGGCGUGUGGGAGCCCAUGCGCGAGUCCUGGGGGUCCAUCUGGCGGAUGGACACGCGGCGACCGCUGCAGGGGCCCUUCUCGCUGCGGGUCACCAACGAGUCCGGCAAGACGCUGGUGGCGGACAACGUCAUCCCGGCGGACUGGCAGCCAGACAGCGUCUACAGCUCCAUCGUCCAGUUCGACUAGCUAGCUAGCUACAGUAGCUUAUAUAUUAUUAUUAUUAUUAUUUGUUGUUAUAUAUAUAUUAAUAUUAUAUAUAGGGAGAGAGUCAGAGGCGUCCAUAUACAUGAUGGGAAUAUGGGAUGGAACAACCUAGAUAGAGGCCGGCCGGCCGGGCCCCUUUAAUUUGGCUUUUUUUCUUGUCACCUUCAGACCGAGCUGGUAGCGAGGGUGUUCGCCCAGCCCGCUGCGACGCGCACACGUGGUUGGUUGUGUGCGUCCUUAUUGUGAAAAUUAAUUUGUGUGCUUUCUUCACUGUC
Messenger RNA from Setaria italica (foxtail millet), 1341 nucleotides. RefSeq names its product expansin-B7. The transcript is spliced from 3 exons. Gene Ontology annotation, biological process: sexual reproduction. The coding region runs from base 83 to 1048 and encodes 321 amino acids. Gene Ontology annotation, cellular component: extracellular region. Lineage: Eukaryota; Viridiplantae; Streptophyta; Magnoliopsida; Poales; Poaceae. The record is from RefSeq and is a predicted model, not a curated record.